GAACCAUACUUAUGGUAUUCAAAUUCAACAUAACGGAAGAACAUAAAAAAAAUACAAUAAAAUGAAAAUGGCUAUGCCUAAAUUUGAGAUAUCUUUUGCCUCAUCAGCUCAAUCUGUAUGGAUGCUAAUUCUAACUUUGUAUUUUUUGGCUGCUGGGAAUGGAUCUAUGGCGGUUACUAUGGAUGCAUACUUGGUGUUCAUUGAUCAACCCAAUGGCCAGGAAAUUAUGCCCUUUGCCGUCCAGAUUCUUUCUUCUGUUCUUGACAGCCCAACUGCGGCCGUGAAAGCCAUAGAGUAUGUUCAAACAUUUACCGGACCGGGUUUCUCCGCCGUUCUCACUCGUGAUCAGGCUUCGCAACUUCAAAGUCAACCAGGAGUACUAUCUGUUGAAAAAACCAAAAAGUUCAGUCUGGAUUAAGAAGUUUAUUUUUGAGCUAAACGUGCUCAAAAUUUCGCCGUGUAUGUGAUAAACAUGAUUUGGGGCAUUUAUGUUAGAGAGAAUAUUUAACAUGACUUCAUUCGAGUAAUUUUUGAUUUGAUAUGUCAGAUCAAAAUCUAAUAAAAUCGCAUGCAGAUUUUCUUAUAUACGACCAAAUCAUGGUGUUUAAGGGAAAAAAAAAUCGCUAAAUAAAAGUUGAAGGAAAGUUUCCUUUUCUUCUCAAAAAAAAUCAUGU
Molecule: messenger RNA, 674 nt
Organism: Oldenlandia corymbosa var. corymbosa
Lineage: Eukaryota; Viridiplantae; Streptophyta; Magnoliopsida; Gentianales; Rubiaceae
Source: the annotation of a GenBank genome assembly